AUUUUGAAUUGCCAAUGUUUGCAGCAGCGGCACCUUUGUUGGAGCUCAUCAAAUUACUGCCUCGCUUUGCGGACAUAGAAGCGCUGCUCGAACAUGAAAUCGAAGCUCGUUAUAUACUCAAACGCGCCGCAGAUCACUUGGAAUUGGGCAAGCUGGAAGGUUCGUCGUCGUCGGAGGAAAUUUCAUAUCUGAUUGGAGCAUUGGUGGACAAGCAUUGGGAGCGCAUCCACAGCGGACACUUUAGCAGCGUGCCGCUGGUCAUACGCAAGGUCUAUGCUCUCGGCUGCUACUUCAAGAUAAUUUUUAUGCUUUUGGAGAGCACAAGCCAUGAGCAACGUGAGAAAUGCGGCGCUAUUCUGGACGAGGCUCAAUUGCUUGGCUGCACAGAUAAGCUAUAUGCAAAGUCUAAAGAUCUACAAGCUGCCCUAAUGAGCUACCUCGAUGAAGAUGUUAUAGGGAACAACUCAAAGCCUCUACCGAUUCUGGCGCCUCUGGAGCGGAUCAGCUCACGCUGCGAUAUACCUCAACUGAAUGCACCUAGCAUACUGGAAUUUCGCAACAGCUGUUAUCAGGCAGAGCAGCCAACGCUGCUGCUAAACACAAUUAAUCACUGGCCGGCAAUUAGCAAAUGGCGCGAUUUAAAUUAUCUUUUAAAAGUCGCCGGCAAUCGAACUGUUCCCAUCGAAAUUGGUUCGAAUUACGUCAGCGAUGAGUGGUCCCAGCAGCUGGUAAAAAUACGUGACUUUCUUUACAGACAAUUUGGCCGGGAAACAAGCAGCGAUGAUAACCAGGAAGUGGAGUAUCUGGCGCAACACGAACUCUUUGCCCAGAUCCCAACACUCAAGUCGGACAUCUGUGUGCCGGACUAUUGCACCGUCUCCGGCGACACUCCAAGCAAUGUGGACAUCAAAGCCUGGCUGGGACCACGUCACACCAUAUCACCCAUGCAUAACGAUCCCAAACACAAUCUGCUCUGUCAAGUGUUUGGCAGCAAGAUCAUCAUUCUAGCCUCGCCAGCGGACACACCAAAUCUCUAUCCACACGAGAGCGAGUUUCUAAAUAACACAUCGCAAAUCGAUGCAGCCAUACCGGACUUUGAGCGUUUUCCAUUGUUGCGAAGAACACGUUUCUAUGAGUUGCUCUUACAGCCCGGCGAUUGUUUAUAUUUACCGCCCAAGUGGUGGCAUUACGUGCGCUCCGAGACGCCCAGUUUCUCAGUUAGCUUUUGGUGGGAAUAGAAUACCUUGUAUUCCGUUGACGUAUAUAUUCUAAUUGAUUUGAUAUGCGAUUAUAAUGAAAUACCUAAAUUAUCAAUGUCCAAAGGUAUGUCAGAAACAUGACGUCAUCUGCCAUCGAUAAAUAGUCUGAUGUUGAUCUUGAAUCGGAAAAUAUGAUUCAUAAUAAACCUGCUCGUUGUUUGUUUAAUAAGUUAUAAAUGUUAUUUAUUGAGUGUAGCCAAGAAAUAAGUUUGGCUGCGGCAAACAAAAAUAAAAAAGAAUUAAGACAUUUACGUUAUAAUACGAAACAUUACAAAUAUAGCUUAAAAACAUGAGAUAAUAAAUCCAGUAUUUCGUUAUCUA
Messenger RNA from Drosophila grimshawi, 1580 nucleotides. It is a transcript of the gene JMJD5, whose product is annotated as lysine-specific demethylase 8. Lineage: Eukaryota; Metazoa; Arthropoda; Insecta; Diptera; Drosophilidae. Bases 15 to 1238 code for a protein of 407 amino acids. Gene Ontology annotation, cellular component: nucleus. Gene Ontology annotation, molecular function: histone H3K36 demethylase activity. The transcript is spliced from 2 exons. The record is from RefSeq and is a predicted model, not a curated record.